This is a messenger RNA of Lates calcarifer (barramundi perch), 3721 nucleotides long. Its product is annotated as trichohyalin-like. The record is from RefSeq and is a predicted model, not a curated record. Lineage: Eukaryota; Metazoa; Chordata; Actinopteri; Centropomidae. The coding region runs from base 120 to 2114 and encodes 664 amino acids. The transcript has 29 exons.
CCAAUGAGCAGCAGUCACAGUGCAUUUAUUUGUUCUCUCUCUGUUGACUGUAUCAUUCCCUCUGCUGUCAGACUGACUGGGCUUUUUCACCUGGGACGAGAAAGAACAGAAGCUGCAACAUGGGCAAUUUUAUCAGACGUUGCCUUGGAUACGAUGUUGAUCAGACGGAGGCAACAAAAUCUGCACAGACACAUCAAGAGGAAGAGGAGGAAAUAUUGCUCCAAGACAGAUCUGCUCUGAACCAAAAAGAGGAAGAACUGAAAUCACUCAAAGACAGAAUGACUGAGAUGGAAAGAUUAAACCAAGAGAAACUUCAUGAGGCAAGAUCUGCUCUGAAACAAAAAGAGGAAGAACUGAAAUCAGUCAGAAUCAGCAUGACUGAGAUGGAAACAUUUUACAAAGAGAAACUUCAGGAGGCAAGAUCUGCUCUGAAACAAAAAGAGGAAGAAUUGAAAUCAUUCAAAGACAGAAUGACUGAGAUGGAAACAUUUUACAAAGAGAAACUUCAGGAGGCAAGAUCUGCUCUGAAACAAAAAGAGGAAGAACUGAAAUCAUUCAGAGACAGAAUGGCAACUGAACUGGCUGUUUCAGUCACAGGAGACACAAAGAAUAUCCCAGUUAGUAAAACGCCGGCUGAGAUCAAAACAUUUUAUGAAGAGAAACUUCAUGAGGCAAGAUCUGCUCUGAAACGAAAAGAUGAAGAACUGAAAUCAGUCAAAAACAGUAAAAGACUUAAGAAUGAAGAAGGUGUGAAAUCCAGCUUUCGGCGGUGUGAACAACAUGAAUGUGAACACAAAGAAAGCAUGACUGAGAUGGAAACAUUUUACAAAGAGAAACUUCAGGAGGCAAGAUCUGCUCUGAAACAAAAAGAGGAAGAACUGAAAUCAUUCAGAGACAGAAUGGCAACUGAACUGGCUGUUUCAGUCACAGGAGACACAAAGAAUAUCCCAGUUAGUAAAACGCCGGCUGAGAUCAAAACAUUUUAUGAAGAGAAACUUCAUGAGGCAAGAUCUGCUCUGAAACGAAAAGAUGAAGAACUGAAAUCAGUCAAAAACAGUAAAAGACUUAAGAAUGAAGAAGGUGUGAAAUCCAGCUUUCGGCGGUGUGAACAACAUGAAUGUGAACACAAAGAAAGCAUGACUGAGAUGGAAACAUUUUACAAAGAGAAACUUCAGGAGGCAAGAUCUGCUCUGAAACAAAAAGAGGAAGAACUGAAAUCAUUCAGAGACAGAAUGGCAACUGAACUGGCUGUUUCAGUCACAGGAGACACAAAGAAUAUCCCAGUUAGUAAAACGCCGGCUGAGAUCAAAACAUUUUAUGAAGAGAAACUUCAUGAGGCAAGAUCUGCUCUAAAACAGAAAGAUGAAGAACUGAAAUCAGUCAAAGACAGGCUUAGGAAUGAAGAAACCAUGAAACCCAGCUGCCGACGGUGUGAACAACAUGAACGUGAACACAAAGAAAGAAUGACUGAGAUGGAAACAUUUUACAAAGAGAAACUUCAGGAGGCAAGAUCUGCUCUGAAACAAAAAGAGGAAGAGGUGAAAUCAUUCAAAGACAGAGUUGCACCUGACUUGGCUCUUUCAAUAAAGACAGGAGACACUGAGAGCAUGAACAAUCCAGUCAGUAAAACCAAACUGACAGAGAUGUAUAACAAACUGAAACUGCUGCAGUGGCCUAAAAUCAAAGAUCAUCUGAAAUCUAAUGCUGUGAACAGAGAGUUUACCAGAGAUCUGACUCAGAAAAUGUUUAGAGAUGCAGCAGAAGAAAUGGAGAGAAAGAAGAAGCAGAUAGAUGAAGUGUUUGGACUGAUUGAGAACAGCAGUGGACUAACACCUCAGAAGGUCAAAGAGUUCAGACAGUUAACAAUUCACAGUCUUCAGAUGAAUCUGUACCACAGCAGGAAAGAAGAUCUUCUUCAGAGUCCUUUCCUUGAUGAUGAAGCUCAGUACUCCCAGGAUGUGAUGGUGAACUUCAGACUUCUGGCCUCUGAAUGCUACUGGUUGGGUUGUUUGAUGGCUUUAAACAAUCCUCCUCUUCAGCCGGACUGGGAGAAUCACAGUCCUGGGCUGGACACCUGGGACAUUUUCCCACGAAGUCUGUUUAGGUCACAAUGAGGAAACAAAUUCAGCGAUGAAGAGAAUAUCAGUUUCAUUUUAGUGUCAGUGUUUUUCAAGCAUCAUGAAUUACAACCUCUUAUUAUCCAGCCAUUGAAGGUUUACAUUGACAUCUUGAAAUGUGUCUCAUAUCUAAGACAGCAUUUUUGACAUACAACUAAAAUUCUAGCAGAUCAUUGAUAAACAUGGUGAUCAGAAAUAUAAAAGUCCCUGUAUUACUGAUUAUAUGUAGUGAUUGCAUACUAUAUAAUUAUCUCCAAAUUUUGUUUCCUCACAGUGUGACGUCAGAUAAAUUUCCUUUGGAUUUCUGUUUGUCACACUAUCACUAUGUGAAUCAAUAAAUUCAGUAAGAAUAGACUUUUUUGUCACUGUACAGGGGUACAACAAAAUUAUGAAAACACAGUCACUAGCUGCUGUGUCUGUGCAUGGCACCAAUAAGCUCCAGAUAGUAGUCAUUCCCAGUGAUGCUUACUGAAUUACUUUUGCAUCUGGAGAGGCAGCUGUUUGUGGUCAUGUUGAUGUCGUACUAUGGUGACAUCCACUGUUGUCUGUGGGGGAUUUGUUUAUUUUGAUUUAACUUCAUUCAUUUUCAAUUAAGAUGCUCAUUAACAACAUAUAGCCCAUCAGUGAGUAAACUGAUAUGCAGUCAGUAUCCCUGUUAUGAGACCUGGUUUGAUCAGAUUUGAAACAGUGUUGCUAAAACACACAGUGCACAGUGAAUAAUUAUACCACAAUAGGCCUAUUUCCAUCUAUCCAUUAUCUGUACUGCUUAUCCUUAAAAGCCAAUCCUAGCUGACAGUGGGUGAGAGGUGGGAUACACCCUGGACAGAUUUCCAACAGGCCUGCAAAAAGUGUAACCUGGAUCUCAGCUUUUUUCAAUGGCCUUGAGUAAUAUUUUGUAAGGUCCUACAGUAUUUUGUAUAAUAUCUGAGGGUGAAUACCACUCUUUAAUAAGGCACAUGUCUACAUGUUGUAAAUUAUUGGAUAUUGAUUAUUAACUAGUUUAUUGACAGUGAAUAAUCUUAAUCAACUGCAGAUAAGCACUCAUUAAAAACUACUUUUCGGUGGCUAAGUUGCACAGGAAAAAACAAUAAGAAUGCUGUGAAAAGCUCCAUGCAGGGAUGCCUCUCUGUAACCAUCUUAGAGAGCGUUCAGCCAUGACUGAGGAGGGUGUAGCCUGACAGUUUAUUUCAAGAAUUCAAAUGGAUGUAAAAAAAAAAAAGUGAACAUAUUCUUGACACAAAAAGAACCCAAAUGAAUAACUUGUCUGACUCAAAUACCUACAUUCAGAAUACUAAGAAUAGAGUUGUUUCAGUAUUUUAUUUGCAUUUGAAUAUUUGACAGGAUGUUGAUAUUUCUUUUUUUUUCAUUUAUCAGCUUCAAACAAACAACCAGAAUAAAUCUGACGCUGGUCUGAUUUACAGUCACUGUCUGCACUCGUCAGAACUAAAAUCUCCUCAUUAUCUGAUUUAACUUAUGUUCCUCAUCUACCAACACCAAAACAUCUCAUCUCCAUUUCAGACAAUUUCCACUCUGUUUCUAUAUUUAUACAUUAUACAACAUGUUGGAUAUUAGAUUGUUGUUCAUUAGUCAUGCAGAUUUAAAGA